This is a messenger RNA of Pocillopora meandrina, 5574 nucleotides long. The record is from the annotation of a GenBank genome assembly. NCBI's taxonomy places the organism in Eukaryota, Metazoa, Cnidaria, Anthozoa, Scleractinia, Pocilloporidae.
AUGGCCUCGAUAACCAUUGUAGUCUACACCAUAAUUUGUCGUAAAUUGUGGCUCCGAAAGAUCCCGGGAAAUGUGACGACUGCCAAUCUUGCCGCGGCUCAAAAAUCCAAACGCAAAGUUGUGCGGUUAUUAGUUGUAAUCGUCUUGGUCUUUGCAAUCUGCUGGUUCCCAAGUUAUGUCGAUCAUUACAUUUGGUUCGUGCGACCUGAACUUAGUAAUUCGUUGCCUGGUGAAGUACAGCUAUGCUUCUUGUGGCUAGGGCACGCAAACAGCGCAAUAAAUCCAUGUCUAUACAUCCUGUUAAAUAGCAAGUUUCGUGAAGAACUCGUCACUAUAAUAACUUGUUGUCCUCGUUAAUAGUUUCUGUAGGUUUUACCUAUUAUUACCGUGACAUAAACAACUCACAUGGUGGAACCAUGUGGGAUGCGAUUUCGUUUGGCACGCGUGACGGCAACAUUUCAUCAGAGAACUCAUUACAUAUUCCGAUCGAUUGUUGCAGCUGCUUUAAUGGUUAGUUAAGAUCGCGGAAAGAGUGAAGUGAACAAACCAGUCUGGCGAAGGGAGUUGGGAAGAAAUAUAAGACGCCGUAUUUUGCUUGCCCUACCCCUUUUUCCUCCAGUAGUGUGCUAUAUUCUCACUUCUGUCUCCCUGGUGUAUUAUACUAUUGCAAAGGUUACUUACACUUAAAGUGCUCACACGUAUUCAAACUGAUAGUGUUCCUUCCUUGACGGCUCACGGAACAUUAGUGAAAGCGGAAACGAGCGAGCGAGCAGUCUCGCUUUUCAUCAAUACAAUCUAUUGAAAUGAUCACCUACUCAUAAUGUCUUUAAUUGUGAAAUGAUGUCGCCAGUUUUUUCUUUUUAAGUCAGUUAAUGUCUGGCUUGAUUCAUUCUUUAACCAUUUCAUGAACUUUGACAAUUGAUGAAAGGGUAACGAAAUGUAAAGUUAAUUUAAAUAAAAACUCCCUUUAAAUAACAUUCAAUCUGCAUAUGUAAUUAUACUACUUCGAUUUUCUGAUACAUACAAGACCGCGGCCAUUCAUGAAGCGUUCUUCAAUUAUUUAGUUUCGAAAGUAAUCCUGGAUUUGUUUGGAUUUACUUUACUUCGAUUUUGUGAUUGGUCCACAAAACUCGCGUCACUUUCUCAACCAAUUGAUGCAAAGCUACAACCAAUUGCGAUCUUGGAACUCGUGUCUUCCUGUGCUUCAAGCAGUUUGGCUGUUUUUACUUCAAGCUCCCAUUGUCUAAUGCUGAUGAUGUUAACUUUUGUCAUAAUUUACCGUUGAUCACUUUGACUUUGGUUGUUCUGUCGAAGAAUGCUCUAAAUAGAUCCUUAGCCCUUUCACUCCCAAGAUCUCAUAAGCAAUUCUCCUUACUGUCUCCCAUACAAUUCUUGUGAUGUUAGUUGCGAGAAUUUGGGUUUGGAUCAACUGAUAAUCCCCUAAUUAAUAUUUUUCCUUAUUCUUCUCUUGUCUUCUUGAUAAUGCAUUGAUAUUGUAAGGAGAAAUUCUGUCUUGGUCAGUAAUGGGAGUUAAAGGAUUAAGGCAUUUAUAUUAGAGAGGGAGGGAGGCGUGAUUAGUGCCAAAACUAAUAUGUGAUGCUUGAAUCUACAGAAAGGCGAGCGUGAUUCGUGAAUUUAUGAACCAAUGUAAGGCGUGAUUUGACCUCCUGAAAUUUACGUAACCCGUGACUCUUGAAUUCAUUUCGUGAAAACCUCAAGAUUUUCCAGAAACCCUCUGAACAAGAAGAGAGAGUUGAAUUUUCCCUUCUAUAUGCGUAACGCGUAAAUUUUUCUUGCAUUCGUGCAUGGAACGUGAUCAGGAACCCCCUCCCCCUCCCCUCUUCUCCCUCUUUUACUAUCCUUUUAAUACUUGCCCCAGGUCACCUGUAAAUUUUAAUCACUCGCCCACUUCAUCUGUUCCCACUGAACUUUGAGGAGAUGAUUGCUACCUAGACUACAAAUACAAGAGGGUGAUAAUCUUUCAAGCUUUCGGUCUGGUUGAAGUAUUCCCAAACUUUAGGUAGGACCUAGUGUACAAUUUUUUGGGAUCAAUUAAUUUGGUUUUAAACAUCAUCCUAAAUUAAGAUCCAAACUUAAAUUUACAAAAUAUUCAUGAAUUUUGGUUCUUACUAUCAGCCCACGGGAAGAAAUGUCCAGAAUUAGAAGAUCAUUCAUAAAGAGCAUCUUAUCAUACCACUGAGUUCAUUUCAUAUCGAUGAUAGUAUCAUUUAUCCCCGACGGAAUCUAUAAAUAAAUCAUGGAACUACCAUUGUUCUGUAUACGCAACUAGUUCAAAAUUCAUCAGUAGUGUGCGCAAAUGGCUUGUAAGGAUGCAAUAUAAUCUGUGGAACAUCACAUGGAGUAAAUCUGUCCAUAUUUUAUGGAUGAUCCAAUGAAAUAGGUCAUUUCUUGAUUUUUGUUGAGACAGCUGUGUCGCUCACUAUAUUCGCAUAGUCGUCACAUGCUGCGAACGUCCUUGAGAGUUGACGAUCUUGCCUCGUCCUAAAAUUGCCCCAUUCAAAAUUCUUAACAAGAUUUUUGGUCAAAGGUAAGUGUAGUUUUCGAUUCUCAUUAAAAAUAUAGGGAUACUCUCUCGUAACUUCAGGGCCUUUCGAACAAAAUCAUAACAGCGUCAAGCUUCCUUUGUUUCACAAUUACCAGUGGGUGUUGAGGCAAAGAAAGGCAAAAUCGAGUUGUUUUGUCCCUUGAUCCUUCAAAUACUGAGCUGAUCAUGAUAAUAAUGGUGUGGGAAAAAUAAUUCGAAAUACCGACUUGAGAUGAUUUAUUUCCUAAUUUUCCUUUUUUUUUUCUUUUUUUUUUCCGCAAAAUCAACAAAUACCCAAGAAAGAGAUUUUUGAUGGCGUCUCAACUUGACAUCCAUUAGCUGAUCAAACUCAAAGUACGAUGAUUUUAUGACAACAGAUUUCGUGGCAAAAAAUUUCACUUCUCUCAUAUAAAUUGUCGAGCAGCUGUUUUAAAACGACAAACAGCUAAAAAUUGAGCGACCACGGCGAUUAUAGGAACACUAACCACAAGUCAAAUUAACAUAAUCAAAAGCCUAAAAGGAUCGUAGAUCCUAGGCCCCUGCCUGUGUCCUCUACCUGCACAGCAGAAGGUCAGCAGGGGGUUAUUUUUCCUGCUCAUAGCUCGCCAGCGGGAAAUUUGGUAUUCUUAAACAACCUGAUAUCGCUUCUUCCUUCAACCGAAAGAUAUAAACAAAGUAUCAAUCAAGCAAGGCAACUGAUGUACCUUUUUUUCUCCUGUGGUGGCUGUUAUUCAGGAGAUCUUGUGUUUGUUUGGAAAAAGCUCGCUAACAGGAACUUGUCCCGCAUUACCAAGCUAGCAUCAAUCUUUGACCGUUGUGAACAACAAAUCAGUCGAAGUACGUAGUAGCUUGUUUCUCGAUCGCAAAUACUUUUACUAUGGGGCUUGACUCAAAAAAUCCAGAAAGACAAGAGGACAAGUACAUUUGAAUGACUCCUCUCUUCAUUUAAAUAUAGGAUCAUUAAACUGGUUUAAAAGAAAUGUAAGAUUUGAAGCUUUGUUGACUGAAGUGGCGUUCAAAGAAAACAAUACUUCACGUGCAUUCAAUUUGAGUUAGUUUGGGGAUAAUCUUUCAGACUAAACAAGGUGGGAGAUCAAAUCCGUUCAUCAUAAGCCGUCAUUAAGAUUGGAUUGCUGUUUGUCAGCACAGUAACGGUAAUUAAUGACUGAACGCUAUGAAAAUGAAAUCAUUUUCUUGGCAAACGAAGCAUUAUCCAAGUUCCUAUCUACUAUGUACAGAGGAAUAAACUGAUCCAUUUCUUUAGAAAAAAAAAUCUCGCGGACUAAUAGCAGCUCAGAAAAAUGGUUUCUCUGUUGAGCAGAUUUAAUCAAAUGAAGUUUUCAUUCAACUGGAACUGCUUACGUAAAAAGACGCCAUCAAGUUUGCAUAAAUCAUUCUUUAAUAACAAAGUGACCCAUACUGUCACGUCUAUCAAUAAGACCAUGAGUUCGCUUGUGUAAAUUGUCGAAAAUAACCUUUUUAUCCUCCUAAUCUGAAUUAUGCAGGACUACGCCAACCCAGAGAUGCCAAGCUAUUUCGGUAUGGCGAAUGACACACAUCCAACGAAUGCAAAUGGUAACGCUCUGAUUUAAAAAAAAAUUAUAUCAUAGUUUUAUGUCCGUCGAUCUUACGUCAAGAUAUUUGUACUAUUAUUUGCAUGCUCGAUUUGCAUUUUUCAUUUAUCCGUUGAUAUAAUUGUAUACAUCUAGUCGAAAAUAGAGCUAAAUAACAGUUCAUAAGUUUGAUAGAUUUAGCCUGAAUUUAAAACUUUCUGUAAACCCUCUACAUCCUUAGCCAUCUCGUAGUUAUCAGUUCUUCAUAUGUAGUGUUUAUUUUCAAUCUAAAACCUAUCUUUUCGAAGCUGAGAAUGUUGAUCAUGACGUAUAUUCUUUUACAUCUGUUACCUUAAUCGUAAUUGCUAUGGUUAUGAUUAUCAUUAUCAUUACCCUUAGCAUCACCGUCAUCAUCGUCAACAUCUGCCAUGUCACUCUCAGCUGAUAACCUACGCCCAGAGUGCAAAUAUUACUUGCUUAUAUGUGACACCCAUUGUUUCCUCCUAUUCUUCAGAAACAAAAGUCCUUCCUGACCAGAACUCAGUUACCACAAAGCUGCUAUAUCCCACUGGCCUGAAAAUUGGCAUGACCCUUGCAUACGCUGUGAUUUUUGUCUUCGCAUUACUCGGCAACUCCUUCGGGUUGUUUGUGGUACUCAAGAAAUCAUCGCCCGUCGGCAGAAUCACGAGCCUAUUCAUCGCUAAUAUGGCCGCGGCAGAUCUCUUGCUAACAUGUACGGUGAUGCCAUAUCAGGUUGCUUUUUUUUACAGAGGAGGAACGUGGUUCGGAGGAGCAUUUGGUACCGCAACUUGUAAACUUUUUUCCUACGUUGUCACUGUUUCCAUAGCAGCAACGGUCUUAACAAUGUUAGUUAUCUCGAUUGAUAGAUUCCAUGCAAUAUUCUAUCCACUAAAAAGAAGAUUAUUUCGAAAACCAAAGAUCUUAUCGACCAUAGUUUGGUUGUUAUCACUUAUAUUGAUGAUUCCAUACCCUCUUUAUUCUGUUGUCGAAUUAAACACAGGACAAAACGCAUACAAGUGUUCCCAGCUUUCAUCAAAAACAGACCAAGACGUUAUUAAGAUCUUCCAUGUUUGUCUUUUUACUACCCUUUAUGCAUUACCUCUUUUCUUUUUGGUUUUGCUUCAUCUUUUGAUCUGCCGAAAGUUGUGGCUUCGCAAAAUCCCAGGAAACGUGUCGCGUGACAGUCGAACUGCUGCUGACAGAUCUAAACGCAAGAUUGCGCGGUUGUUAAUCAUAAUUGUCGUACUGUUUGCGCUCUGUUGGUUUCCAACGUAUGUCAAUCACUACUUUUGGUUCAUCCGCCAAGAAUCCAAGCUACCUAUUGGGUUCGAGUUCUUUUUCUUGUGGUUAGCGCACGCAAACAGCGCCAUAAAUCCAUGCCUUUACAUAAUGUUUAAUGAUCAUCUUCGUUCUACACUGAUUUCCACUCUAAAAUCAUGUUUUUGCCGAAGAUGU